AUGCAGCUGGAGAUUGCCAGGCUGCUGGCGCUGUACAGCCUGUUCGACAAUCCGCUGAGCGACCGGCGCAAUGGGGUGCACCUGGGCCUCCCUCCCGAGAUCCGCCAGCACUGCGACUUCGAGCUCUUUGCGUCGCCGCUGAACGCGACCGUGCCCAAUGGCCGCUUUGCAAGCAAGUGGCCACACAUCGAGUGGCGAUUUGGCUCGAUUGGCAAGUACCCGGAGGUGGUGAAGGAGAUUCCGAUGACUUCAGUGGUGUGCGUCAACCCACCGUUCACUGAGGAGUACCUCUCCGACGUGAUGGAGCGGCUGGCGGAGCUGAAGCUGAGGUUCCGGCUCCGCAUCAGCAUCCCCAUCCAG
This is a messenger RNA of Prorocentrum cordatum, 360 nucleotides long. The record is from the annotation of a GenBank genome assembly. Lineage: Eukaryota; Dinophyceae; Prorocentrales; Prorocentraceae.